GGAAGGAAAGUAAAACCGAAUCCCACCUUUUAUUCCCCUAUAAAAUGUGGGAGGUUUCUUGUUUUGCAAAACACAAAAAAGUUUGCAGCUUUUGCCUGUUUUGGUUUCUGGGUUGUUUUUAUUUUCUGGGUUUCAUUGGAGGACUGCAGUGUGAUUUGCAGAGGAGAAUAGUGGUGGGUUUUCGAUUUGGAGAUCGAAAAAAGGUCGGAGCUUUGAUGGGGAGCGUAGUGGAGGAGAUAAGCAACGGUGGUGGCCACUCAGUGGUGAAUGUGGAAAGUAAGGCUGACUUUGGUGGAGGUCUUGUGGACGUGUACGGUGAGGAUUGUGCCACCGAGGAUCAGGUUCUCACACCAUGGACUGCCUCUGUUGCCAGUGGUUACACAUUGCUGCGUGAUCCACACUACAACAAAGGUCUUGCCUUCACCGAGAAGGAGAGGGAUGCACAUUACUUGCGCGGCCUUCUGCCUCCAACCGUCCUAACCCAGGAGCUUCAGGAGAAGAAGCUGAUGCAGAAUCUUCGCCAAUAUGAAGUUCCGUUGCAUAGGUACAUUGCCAUGAUGGAUCUUCAGGAGAGAAAUGAAGGGCUGUUUUAUAAGCUUUUGAUUGACAAUGUUGAGGAACUGCUUCCUGUUGUGUACACGCCAACAGUUGGUGAGGCUUGCCAAAAAUAUGGGAGCAUUUUCAGGCAUCCUCAGGGUCUUUAUAUCAGUUUGAAAGAGAAGGGAAAGAUCCUUGAAGUACUAAAGAACUGGCCGGAGAGGGGUAUUCAAGUUAUUGUCGUGACUGAUGGGGAACGUAUUUUGGGGCUAGGUGAUCUUGGCUGCCAGGGCAUGGGGAUUCCUGUUGGAAAGCUCUCUUUGUAUACUGCACUCGGAGGAGUUCCUCCUUCAGCGUGCUUGCCUAUAACCAUCGAUGUUGGAACAAACAACGAGAAGUUGCUGAAUGAUGAGUUUUACAUUGGGAUUAAGCAAAGGAGAGCAACUGGACAGGAAUAUGCGGAGCUUCUCGAAGAAUUCAUGACUGCAGUUAAGCAGAAUUAUGGGGAGAAAGUCCUAGUUCAGUUCGAAGAUUUUGCAAACCACAAUGCAUUUGAACUGCUGGCUAAAUACAGCAAGACUCACCUUGUCUUCAAUGAUGACAUUCAGGGAACGGCAUCUGUGGUCUUAGCAGGGCUCGUUGCUUCCUUGAAAUUACUUGGUGGAACAUUAGCUGACCAUACCUUCUUAUUUCUGGGUGCUGGAGAGGCUGGAACCGGAAUAGCAGAGCUUAUAGCUCUUGAGAUAUCAAAAAAGACCGGCGCUCCAUUGCAAGAAGCUCGCAAGAAGAUUUGGCUUGUGGAUUCUAAGGGACUGAUUGUUAAAUCUCGCCUAGGAUCACUUCAACACUUUAAGCAGCCUUGGGCUCAUGAUCAUGAACCAAUAAAGGAACUUGUAGACGCCGUGAAGGCAAUCAAGCCAACAGUGCUGAUAGGAACAUCUGGUGUGGGAAAACAGUUCACGAAGGAGGUCGUUGAGACCAUGGCCUCCUUGAAUGAGAAACCACUUAUCCUUGCUCUUUCCAACCCAACAUCGCAAGCUGAGUGUACCGCUGAAGAAGCUUACACAUGGACAAAGGGUCGAGCAAUCUUUGGCAGUGGAAGUCCAUUUGAUCCUGUCAAAUACGAGAACAAACUCCUAGUGCCUGGCCAGGCCAACAACGCGUACAUAUUCCCCGGUUUUGGCUUGGGAUUGAUCAUGGCUGGUGCCAUUCGUGUACACGAUGACAUGCUUUUGGCAGCCUCUGAAGCUCUGGCCACGCAAGUUUCCGAGGAACACUACGCCAAAGGAAUGAUCUACCCGCCAUUUACCAACAUCAGAAAGAUAUCAGCCAACAUUGCAGCUAAGGUCGCUGCUAAGGUCUAUGAACUCGGUCUGGCUUCUAAUCUGCCUCGACCAAAAGAUCUCGUCAAGUAUGCAGAGAGCUGCAUGUACAGCCCGCGCUACAGAAGUUACCGUUGAAUUCCGCCUGUUUCGUGGUCUGCAACUUCUACGAUCCACCAUUUUUUUUUACCACUAAAAAUUUGAAUUCAUUUGGUUGUUUUGUUGGUAGGAGGGCACUUUUGUUCCUAGCUUUAUUUCCACUAGAACUUGCCAAGUUUUUGUUAUUUUUUCUUCCAAUUUAGGAAGAUUAUAUUUAUUUUUCUGCCAAAAAAUGGAGCAAUAAUCGAUUGUAAACGCCUCUUACCAUUUGAUGACUUGACAUAGGACUCGUUCGGAAGUGAUUUUGAGAUUGUCAGAAUCACUUCUAAUGAGAAGCAUCACUGUUGUUUCCAA
This is a messenger RNA of Pyrus x bretschneideri (Chinese white pear), 2312 nucleotides long. Its product is annotated as NADP-dependent malic enzyme-like. Gene Ontology annotation, molecular function: malate dehydrogenase (decarboxylating) (NADP+) activity; malate dehydrogenase (decarboxylating) (NAD+) activity; NAD binding. The coding region runs from base 45 to 1997 and encodes 650 amino acids. NCBI's taxonomy places the organism in Eukaryota, Viridiplantae, Streptophyta, Magnoliopsida, Rosales, Rosaceae. The record is from RefSeq and is a predicted model, not a curated record. The transcript has 19 exons. Gene Ontology annotation, cellular component: chloroplast. Gene Ontology annotation, biological process: malate metabolic process; pyruvate metabolic process.